AUGAAAGGUUAGUAGAAUUUCAAAAUUAUUUGUUAAAGAGUUUAGUGUGAUGAUAAAUAAUUAGAGUAAAUUAAUCAAAUUGAAAACAAUCCUUAUUUAGUUAGAGAAUAAUAAAUGGAAGAUGGAUUUAUCUAACAUAAAAUUCCUUAUGAUGAAUGUAUUUGUUUAAAUGAUUUAAUUGAUGCAAUUGUAUUUAUUAUAUUUAUUUAGAAAUUCAAUUAUAUAGUCAUCUAUAAAGGAUAAGCUAUUUUAAUUAUUAAAGCCAUUUUAUAGCAUUUAAUUAAAAUGGGUGAUAAAAAAUUAUGCCAUUAUUAAUUAAAAUUAAACAAUGUUUUUAUUUAAUUAAAGCCAGAAUCCAAUAAAUUUACUACAUAUUAAUCAAUUAUUCAAAUUGAUAAAAUAUUUUUAGUUUAAUAUUUAAUUGUCUAAGAUCCAUAAAAAUAUGAAUUAAAUUUUACAUAAGAUGUAAAGGAUUUUAAAAAAAUAAUUAAUCAAUUAUUGGAACACUAUAAAGAUUAAAACUUUAAUAUUUUGAUAAAAUAAGUAUAAGAUCUAAAAGAUUUUAAUAAUAUAAAAGCAUUCAAAUAAAUAAAUGAUAUACUUGAUUAAUUCAUAUAAAAGUAAAUAUAUAUAUUUUAAUUAAGUCAUGUUGAUGUCGAGAAUUAAAUAAUGAAAGUUAAUGAACUUGAAAAUUAUAAUAAAAUUAUUAAGUAAAGAUAUUAUUGUGAAACAGAAUUACUUAUUUAAUUAAAUGAUAUUUAAAAAAUAUAGAUUUAAUUUGGAGAAUAAAUUUUUGAUGAUUUUGAAAAAGAAAAGUAGGAAAAUGAAACUCUUAAAGAAUCAGAAAAAUUAUAAUAGUAUAUUCUUAGUCAUUUUUAACCUUAUUUUGUUAAAUAAUUUUAAAAGUAUUAUGGAGAUAAAUUAUAAAAUUCUUAUUUAUUAAAUGGAAUUUCAAAAAAAUAAUAUAAUGAAUUAUUAUAAUUCAUAGAAAAAGAUAAAUAAAGAGCAACUAGAUCAUUUGAGGCAGUUAAGAAAGUUAUUGACGAUUGUUUUUCUUAAUCAUAAUAGAUUAAAAUAGAAAUAUUUAAUGAUUUUAAAUUUGAUGUUGAUGAUUUGCCUAAAAGUGAAAUUAUGAAUUAAUUUUAUAAGUUUUAUAUUAAGAAUUCAUUAGAUCAUGAUUUGACAUAAGAGGAAUAAUAUAAAUUAGUCAAUCAAAAAGUAUUAGAAGAUGUUAAAUUAUAUAUUUAAGAACAAUAUGAAAUGGCAAAUACAUUUCAAAUACUUAAAUUAAUAGGCGAAUUAAUAUGA
Molecule: messenger RNA, 1308 nt
Organism: Paramecium pentaurelia
Lineage: Eukaryota; Ciliophora; Oligohymenophorea; Peniculida; Parameciidae
Source: the annotation of a GenBank genome assembly